This is a messenger RNA of Thermothelomyces thermophilus ATCC 42464, 2544 nucleotides long. RefSeq lists its product as uncharacterized. Lineage: Eukaryota; Fungi; Ascomycota; Sordariomycetes; Sordariales; Chaetomiaceae. Gene Ontology annotation, cellular component: actin filament bundle; cytoplasm; actin filament. The record is from RefSeq and is a predicted model, not a curated record. Bases 258 to 2216 code for a protein of 652 amino acids. Gene Ontology annotation, molecular function: actin filament binding. The transcript is spliced from 4 exons. Gene Ontology annotation, biological process: actin filament network formation; actin filament bundle assembly.
CAGACCCCUGGGGAGAGGGAGCCCCUCCAGACCCCCGCGUAGCCAACUCGAUCCUAGCACAGCAGGCUUCCUUGACAGACAAAACUGUGAGAUUACGUCUCCCUUUCCCAGUUGACUCGAUUCUCUUAUAUUGCUUCGCGUCGCAGCUCAGUUUCAACUGCAGCGAGACAUCCAGCUUUUUUAAAGCUGCCUCAAGGGCUGAUAUUUUCUAGCAUUGUCAGAAUCCCCGCGCAACAGCUCUCCGAAAUCGCGCCGUCAUGAACGUUCUCAAGCUCCAGAGGAAGUUUCCUCAAUUCCAGCAGAAUGACAUCUUCUCCCUCGCCGACGCCUUUCGCAAGCUCGAUGUCGACGACAAAGGAUACAUUGACGAGGCCACUGCCAUCAAGGCCACGCAAGCAAGCGAGCGCAAGCCUUACGAUGUGGUUCGCCAGGCGCUGAAGGAGGUUGAGCUCGACUCCUCCCGGCGAGUAGAACUAGAAGAUUACAUCGGGCUCAUUGCUAAGCUUCGCGAGUCUUCCGCGGGCCCCCAGGGGGGCUCCGCUGCCGCUGUUUCGUCACCAGCCGCCGUCAUCUCGCAGCGGAGCGGCGGAGGACACGCUUCCAAAGGCAGCAUCGGCGGCGGCGGCAGCGGCAAGAUCUUUGUGCAAGGUUCGAACGCGAACAUUACCCACACCAUCAAUGAGGAUGAGCGCACCGAGUUCACCCGCCACAUCAACGCUGUCCUCGCCGGCGACCCCGAUAUUGGUCACCGGUUGCCGUUCCCCACCGAUACUUUCGAGAUGUUCGACGAAUGCAAGGACGGCCUGGUGUUGGCCAAGCUUAUCAACGACAGCGUUCCCGACACGAUUGACGAGCGUGUGCUGAAUGUGCCCGGGAAGAAGAGCAAGACGCUCAAUGCUUUCCAGAUGACGGAAAACAACAACAUCGUCAUCGAGUCAGCGAAGGGUAUUGGCUGUUCGGUGGUGAACAUUGGCAGUGGUGAUAUUAUCGAAGUCCGGGAACACCUCAUUCUUGGCCUGAUCUGGCAAAUCAUCCGCCGUGGUCUCCUAGGCAAGAUCGAUAUCAAGCUACACCCCGAGCUGUACAGGCUGCUGGAGGAGGACGAAACUCUGGAGCAGUUCCUGCGCCUGCCGCCAGAGCAGAUCCUCCUGCGGUGGUUCAACUACCACCUCAAGGCUGCCAAUUGGCCGAAGAGAGUGCAGAACUUCUCAAACGACGUCAAGGAUGGCGAGAACUACACCGUCCUCUUGGCACAAAUCGGCCACGAGUACGGGUGCACCCGUGCCCCUCUGCAGACUCGCGACCUGCUCCAGCGGGCGGAAGAGGUGCUCCAAAAUGCCGACAGGCUAGGAUGCCGAAAGUUCUUGACCCCCUCGUCUCUUGUUGCGGGUAACCCCAAGCUCAACCUUGCUUUCGUCGCCAACCUCUUCAAUACUCAUCCUGCACUCGAACCCAUCACCGAGGAAGACAAGAUCGAGGUGGAGGACUUCGACGCAGAAGGCGAGCGCGAGGCCCGUGUGUUCACUCUCUGGCUCAACAGCUUGGAUGUGCAGCCAGCGGUCCAGUCCUUCUUCGACGACCUCUGCGACGGUACCAUCCUGAUGCAGGCCUACGACAAGGUUAUCAAGGGCUCGGUCAACUGGCGAUGCGUCAACAAGCGGCCGGCGAACGGCGGCGAGAUGUCGCGGUUCAAGAUGGUCGAAAAUACCAACUACGCCAUCGAGCUCGGCAAGCAGAACGGAUUCUCGCUCGUGGGCAUCCAGGGCGCCGACAUCACGGACGGGCAGCGCAAGCUGACGCUUGGCCUCGUCUGGCAGCUGAUGCGCAAGGACAUCACGCUGACGCUCCAGGGCCUGGCACAGCGCCUCGGCAAGCGGGAGAUCACCGAUGCCGAGAUGGUCAGGUGGGCCAACGACAUGAGCCGCCGGGGCGGUCGCAACUCGAGCAUCCGCUCGUUCAAGGACCCGGUCAUCGGCACCGGCGUCUUCCUGUUGGAUGUGCUGAACGGCAUGAAGAGCAGCUAUGUCGACUACGACCUGGUGACGGAGGGCCGCACCGACGAAGAGGCCUACCUGAAUGCCAAGCUUAGCAUUAGCAUUGCGAGAAAGAUGGGAGCCACCAUUUGGCUCGUGCCCGAGGAUAUCUGCCAAGUCCGCGCCCGGCUGGUGACGACGUUUAUUGGAUCGUUGAUGGCGACAUACGAGAAGAUGCAGUAAGCGGUGUAAGAACGGUUGGUGAAAUUGGCGGCAUGGUUGGUUCCAGGGAAAAGUUGACGGGGCAGGGGGGAGGUUCUGUUUCGCGCAACCCGACGGUGUGUUCAAGGAUGCUGGUUUUCUUCACGCGGUCAGGUAGCUGAGACGCUAGCGUCCCAAUUCAGUUUUACAUCCUUUUAUAUCCAGCCUCCAAUCGCUAGAUGAUUAUGAGGCCGAACGCGCCUUUCAUCAAGUGGUCUGUCUCACUUGGGUGGCGACCUCACCGUAUCUCUUUCCACUCGGCUCUCACACUGCCUAAAACACUCACUUCUAAUGCGACGGUUAAGGCAAC